Drosophila sechellia is the source of this 2753-nucleotide messenger RNA. It is a transcript of the gene Ppa, whose product is annotated as F-box and leucine rich repeat protein partner of paired. The coding region runs from base 247 to 1863 and encodes 538 amino acids. Gene Ontology annotation, molecular function: protein binding. Gene Ontology annotation, cellular component: SCF ubiquitin ligase complex. Lineage: Eukaryota; Metazoa; Arthropoda; Insecta; Diptera; Drosophilidae. The record is from RefSeq and is a predicted model, not a curated record. The transcript has a single exon. Gene Ontology annotation, biological process: SCF-dependent proteasomal ubiquitin-dependent protein catabolic process.
UCUUUAUCAUCCGGUUCGUGCACAUCGCGUCUCGGCCGCAAGAACAAAGAACACACAAAUAGAACUUGGACUUCCAAUUACACACAGUGCUCAAGUUAAGUGCAGUGAAUAACCACAGUGAACCCUACUAGUCUUCAACUAAGCAUAAAAACAGUAAAAUGCAGCUCAUAUAGGAUAGCCAAUCCAACAGUUAAUUCCAAAAGUAGCAGUCAAGCUACAAGCCAAGUGUAAAAGCAAGAGUAGGAGAUGGCCACCAACACGGAGCUGCUGCCCUUCCAUCAUCAAACAAUCGCGGUGUUAAACAAUCUGAAUAGCCACUGUGGCGGAUCCGGGAGCAAUGGAGCGGCCACCAGUGGCGGCUCGGCGAUUGGCGGAGCAGGAGCCGGAGGAGCGCCCAGCUGGGCAAUGGACGAACUCUAUCAACAGACUGAGCUGCCCGGUCUGACGCGAACCGGAGCCACCACCACCCACCACCACCUGCUGCGCUUCACGCCCUACGCCCUGCACCACCGACCGCCGCACCACCAGCUGCAGACCUUGCCGCCGGCCCUCUACUUGCAGCAUGCCGCAGCAGCAGCGGCGGCAGCGGCAGCAGCAGCGGCCCACGCCCAGCACCAUCAUCACCAUCACCACCAUCUCCCGCACAGACCAGCAUCUCCGGAGAGCCCGCCGCCGGUGGAGGGCACCCACAUAAGCAACCUGUUUCCGGAACUCCUCGAGCAGAUAUUCGAGCACCUACCAGUGAGGGAUUUGGGUCGGGCAGCCCAGGUUUGCACUGCAUGGCGGGAUGCGGCCUAUGCCAAGAGCGUUUGGAAGGGAGUCGAGGCCAAGCUGCACCUUAAGCGCUCCAGUCCGAGCCUGUUCAACUGCCUGGUCAAGCGCGGCAUCAAGAAGGUGCAGAUCCUAUCGCUGCGCCGCUCGCUCAAGGAUUUGGUCCUUGGAGUUCCAGCUCUGACCUCUCUAAACCUGAGCGGCUGCUUCAACGUGGCGGACAUGAACCUGGGCCAUGCCUUUAGCGUGGAUCUGCCAAACCUUAAGACACUGGACCUCUCCCUUUGCAAACAGAUCACGGACACGAGUCUGGGGCGGAUCGCCCAGCAUCUGAGGAAUCUGGAGACCCUGGAACUGGGCGGAUGUUGCAACAUCACAAACACAGGACUGCUGCUCAUUGCGUGGGGCCUGAAGAAGCUGAAGCACCUCAAUCUGCGCUCCUGCUGGCACAUCAGCGACCAGGGAAUCGGACACCUGGCGGGAUUCUCGCGGGAAACGGCCGAAGGCAACCUGCAGCUGGAGUACUUGGGUCUGCAGGAUUGCCAGCGGCUAAGCGACGAGGCUUUGGGCCACAUUGCUCAGGGCCUGACCUCGCUGAAGUCGAUCAACCUGAGCUUCUGCGUCUCGGUGACGGACAGCGGACUAAAGCACCUGGCCCGGAUGCCCAAGCUCGAGCAGCUGAACCUGCGCUCCUGCGACAACAUCUCGGAUAUCGGAAUGGCCUACCUCACGGAAGGCGGCAGCGGGAUCAACUCGCUGGACGUCAGUUUCUGCGACAAGAUCAGCGACCAGGCCCUGACACACAUAGCCCAGGGACUCUACAGACUGAGAUCGCUGUCCCUUAAUCAGUGCCAGAUCACCGAUCACGGCAUGCUAAAGAUCGCCAAGGCAUUGCACGAGUUGGAAAACCUUAAUAUCGGACAGUGCAGCCGGAUAACGGACAAGGGCCUCCAAACGCUGGCGGAGGAUCUGACUAAUCUCAAGACCAUCGAUCUCUACGGCUGCACGCAACUCAGUUCCAAGGGCAUCGACAUCAUCAUGAAGCUGCCCAAGCUGCAGAAGCUCAACCUGGGCCUCUGGCUGGUCAGGUGAUGCGUCCACCACGACUGCAACGCCUGUGCGGCGAAGGAGGCCGCUCGCGGCUCUUAUAAUUCCCAACCAUAGAUUCCGGGCGGGAAAGAGAGCGCAGACAAGAUACACUGAAAACUUAUAGCUUUCGUUUGCCAUACCACACGCUGUACUAUAUUUUUUUCGUACGAAUCGAGAAACGAGCAGAGAGGCACAAAACAACGAAGCAACAACAAACAGCAAACAAUGAGGCACACACACAGCACGCACACACACUGGCAAGCAGGCAAGCAUGGCGAGCGGGCGGAGUUGGGGCAAAAGGGACAGAGACAGACGACGUCGGAUAGAGCUGCCAGCUCAGCGGGCUUAGUGAUGUUUUCGUUGUUAGAAACAUGUUUUUUCUCGAGAAUAGGUUUUGAAAUGAGAAAAUAUCCUAAACCUAUAUUCUUUUUAUAGUCGUACUUUCGUAACCUUCCGUGUAAUAGUUUUUAUUUGAGAACAUUCGGUCCUCCAAAGUUAGGUAAAGCCCCUUUUACACGACCUGAAGUUUCGUUGCAGUUUCUAUGCUUAGAAAACAUAGCUCUUGUAAAAGGGACUUUUGCAAAUGUAGACUAAUAAUACUCACACAAUAGCAUUACUUACAAACGAUUUUGACUUAACAUAACUCUUUAUAGCCAGAACUAGCUUUUUUCCCGCUAAGACCGGUCAGCUCUGCCCAUGGAGCUCGCUCUGCUGCGUUGUUGUGUAGUGUUGUGUUCCUAGGGGGCCAGAGCGAGAGGGGAGAUGCCGCUGGCGUCGGCUUACACGCACGCAGCGAUAAAAAAAACGAAACAGAGAGAAAAAAGCAAGCAACAACAACAACUGCAGCUAUGGCCGACAGCAACAAAGUGCAUGGCGAUGGAGACGCGCGAUAA